This is a messenger RNA of Poecilia latipinna (sailfin molly), 1270 nucleotides long. Its product is annotated as complement factor H-related protein 1-like. The transcript has 9 exons. The record is from RefSeq and is a predicted model, not a curated record. The coding region runs from base 83 to 1099 and encodes 338 amino acids. NCBI's taxonomy places the organism in Eukaryota, Metazoa, Chordata, Actinopteri, Cyprinodontiformes, Poeciliidae.
AAGCCUUAAUUAUUAACAGGCAUCUGAUCUGAACAAGGCUCCUAACUCUGCAGUCUAAGGCUGUGAUUUGAUUCCUGACAACAUGUGGCUGACGGGUCUGAGAUUUGCUCUCCUGGUUUGGAUUCCUGGAGUGCUGCAUGCUGUGAACGAAGAGGAACCGUGCAGCGCUCCCGACCUGAAAAACGGUUAUUUUCUCCCGGUGCAAGAGUCUUAUGCUCAUGGCUCACAUGUAACAUACAGCUGUGAUACGGGAUACAAAACCACAGAGGAGGGAUGGUGGGCGACUAUCGUAUGUCAAGAUGGCGACUGGUCCGAUAAACCGGAGUGUGUUGUGGAGACAGUCUGCCUUCCUCCGGUAAUUCCAAACGGCAAAUUCAAGCGAAACCUAAACGGUUCGUUAGAAAUAAACUGCAACGCAGGAUAUUCGCUAAACGGCCAGGAUAACAUCGUGGAGUGCCACAGUGGGACGUGGUCCGCGGUGCCGUUCUGCCAGAAACACCCCAAGGCGUGCGACCAGCCACCAGCUGUCCCCAAUGCGGUCAUUAUUCAGACAUACCAGGAGGUGUUUGAUGCUUAUUCCACAGUGACGUAUCAGUGCAGAGAUGGAUUUCUCACACAGGACAGAGAGUCCACAACAACUGUCUCUUGUGAGGCUGGAAACUGGUUCGGAACUCCACGUUGCACUCGUCCUGCCAGAUCCGGAUCCACGGACACUCAGACUACUUUUGUAUCCAUCGAUCAUUGUGGAGAGAUCCCUCAUGUUCCAAACGGACUUCCUGUGCAACAGGACCAACGUUAUGUGAAAUACAAGUGUCAGAACUUUUACAAGUUAGUGGGUCCUGAAACAGUGGUAUGUCACAGAGGUGGGAGGUGGUCCGAAGUCCCCAAAUGUAAAGAGGACUUCUGUCUUCUGAACACUGCAGAAUAUCCUGAUCUGAUAAAUACUGGCAAUACAUUUAUCAGAAAUGGGGAAACAGAAUACCCGAAAUGUGUUGAUAGAUGGACGUUUAAUCAUUACGCUGUGGUCCGGUGCAUUGGAGGGAGACUCAGUGUAUCCACAUGUUGCUCCUGGUCCAUGAUAAGAUUGAAUGCAUGCUGAGGUACCACUGGGAAAAGAUCUGGCUUCCCUGGGCUGAGCUGAUGGACUGAGAACAAACGGAAACAUGAACCCAUUUGAAACAACUUGAGACUGAAUGUGUUGCUAACGGCCAGCCUGGAUAUUCAUUCUGUUUUAGCAUACCAAUAAAGUUCAGUCUUUUAUGGUUAUGUU